This is a messenger RNA of Lodderomyces oxycetoniae, 2784 nucleotides long. RefSeq names its product snoRNA-binding rRNA-processing protein (gene PWP2). The transcript has a single exon. Gene Ontology annotation, molecular function: protein binding. Gene Ontology annotation, biological process: maturation of SSU-rRNA from tricistronic rRNA transcript (SSU-rRNA, 5.8S rRNA, LSU-rRNA); ribosomal small subunit assembly. NCBI's taxonomy places the organism in Eukaryota, Fungi, Ascomycota, Pichiomycetes, Serinales, Debaryomycetaceae. Gene Ontology annotation, cellular component: small-subunit processome; Pwp2p-containing subcomplex of 90S preribosome. The record is from RefSeq and is a predicted model, not a curated record. The coding region runs from base 1 to 2784 and encodes 927 amino acids.
AUGAAGUCGGACUUCAAGUUCUCCAAUUUAUUGGGAACAGUUUAUCGGAAGGGGAACUUGGUUUUUACAGAGGAUGGUACUAAAUUGUUAUCACCCGUAGGAAACCGUGUUUCUUGCUUUGAUUUAGUCAAGUCUCAAACAACAACUUUCAACUAUCAGCAUAGGAAAAACAUUCAAUGUAUUGCUUUAAAUAAGCAGAAUAAUCUAUUGAUUUCAAUAGAUGAAGACGGGAGGGCUAUUCUUGUAAACUUUAUAUCGCGAGUGGUUUUGCACCAUUUCAACUUCAAGUCUAGAGUAAAUGAUAUUAGUUUUAGUCCGUGUGGGAAGUACUUUGCCGUUGCAGUUGGGCGAUUUAUUCAGGUUUGGAAGACUCCUGACUUUACUGAAGAUAGACAGUUUGCACCAUUUGUGAGGCACCGAAUUUACCUGGGACAUUUUGAUGAUGUUCUUAGCAUAUCCUGGUCAGAAAAUUCCAAAUACUUUAUCAGUACUAGUAAAGAUAUGACUGCAAGAAUUUAUUCACUCGAGUCCAGUGAUAAAGAUGUUGCAAGGACAUUUUCAGGUCACCGAGAUUACGUGGUGAAUGCAUUCUUUAGUAAAGAUAACGACACAAUUUAUACAGUCAGUAAAGAUGGAGCUCUUUUUAAAUGGGAAUACAUUGAAGCACCCAAAGAGAGUGAUGAUGAUGAGGAGGAGGAAGAGGAGGAAGAGGAGGAUGGUCCACGUGAAUGGAGAAUAACUUCAAAGAAUUUCUUUUAUGCCAAUGCCAAACUAAAAUGUGCUACCUUCCAUGCCCAAUCAAAUUUGCUAGUGGUUGGCUUCAGCAAUGGUGAGUUUCGAGUUUAUGAAAUUGGAGAAGACUUUGUCCUCAUUCAACAGUUGAGUAUGGGUCAAAACACGGUGAAUACUGUAAAUAUCAAUAAAACUGGGGAGUGGCUUGCUUUUGGGUCGUCCAAAUUAGGACAACUAUUAGUUUACGAAUGGCAAUCGGAAUCGUAUAUACUUAAACAACAAGGACACUUUGAUACAAUGAAUACGCUUUGUUAUUCCCCUGACGGAGCUAGACUCGUUACUGGGUCUGAUGACGGUAAGAUCAAGGUAUGGGACGUUGCUUCUGGGUUUUGCUUGGUGACAUUCACAGAGCAUACAUCUGCAGUAACACAGGUGCAGUUUGCUAAGAAGGGCAACGUUUUGUUUUCAUCGUCCUUGGAUGGUACAAUUCGGGCUUAUGAUUUGAUCCGUUUUAGAAACUUCAAAACCUUCACGGCUACUUCAAGAAUCCAAUUCAAUUGUUUAGCAGUUGAUCCCAGCGGGGAGGUUAUUGUAGGGGGAUCACAUGACACUUUUGAAAUCUAUGUAUGGUCGGUGCAAACGGGACAACUAUUGGACUCCUUGACUGGUCACGAAGGGCCAAUUUCAUGUCUUGCUUUUGGUCAAGAGGAUUCGACUUUAGCCUCUGCUUCAUGGGACAAAACAAUUCGAAUUUGGAAUAUAUUUGCAAGAAAUCAAACCACGGAGCCAAUAGAAGUACAAAGUGAUGUAUUAUGCUUAUCAAUGAGACCAGAUUGUAAGGAGGUGGCAGUUUCCACGUUGAAUGGACAUAUUACUAUUUUUGACAUUGAAGAUGCUAAACAGGUCCACCUUAUAGAUGGUCGUAAAGAUCUCAUUAACGGUAGAUACCUUGAGGAUAAAUUUGUCAGUAAGAAAUCGAGCCGUGGUAAGUUUUUUGAUACGAUUACUUAUUCAUUCGAUGGAUUAACUUUGUUAGCUGGAGGCAACAACAAUUCAAUAUGUAUGUACGAUAUUGAUAAUGAGGUUUUACUAAAGAGAUUCCUUGUUUCGGAAAACAUGUCGCUUGAUGGUACUUUACAAUUCCUAAAUAGUGCCAAGAUUACCGAUGCUGGAAUCAAUUCGGAUUUAAUUGAUAGAAAUGGUGAAAAUAGUGACUUGGAAGACAGGAUUGAUAAUACCUUGCCUGGAUCACAGCGUUUAGGGGACCCAAGCGAGCGUAGAACUAGACCUGCAAUACGAGUAUCAGCAGUGCAAUUCUCGCCAACUACUUUGGCAUUUGCAGCAGCUACGACGGAAGGUGUUUUAAUAUACUUGGUUAACCAAGAGUUGGUUUUUGAUCCAUUUGAUUUGGAUGUUGAUAUCACCCCAGAAACAACUAUACAAUCGUUAAAGGAGAAAGAGUUCCUUGUGGCUUUAGUCAUGGCUCUACGUUUGAAUGAGACGUAUCUCAUUCAUAAAGUUAUUGAAAGUGUUCCGUUGAGUGAUAUAAAAUUGAUUUGUCAAGAUCUACCCGUAGUAUAUGUAGAUCGUGUUUUGAGUUUCAUUGGAGAGUUGUUGGUCAAACAUGAUUCCCCGCACAUUGAGUUUUACUUGAUUUGGAUCAAUAAUUUAUUGAUUCGGCAUGGCACGUAUAUAACAUCACACAAGUUUGAAUUUCGCUCGUCUUUGAAACUAUUAUCAAGAUUUUUGAAUAAGAUUGCUAAAGAGGUGGUGAAUGUGGGUAAGAGAAAUAAUUAUCUAUUGAGAUUCUUGACGGUUAGUAAAGAUUUGAAAGAGAAUGUGGAAGAAGAUAUUGAACUACUGAAUGAGGAUGAAGAGGAUAUAAUGGAUGACGGUGAAGAGGAGAUAAUGGAUGACGGUGAAGAAAGCGAAGGCGAGUGGCUCGGGCCUGACAGCAUCAACAUGAAACAAACAGGUCGGCCUCUUGCAUUCUCGAUGGAAGUAGAUAGCGAUGGCGAUGGCGAUGGCGAUGGCAAGGACGAAGAUCUUUAA